CGGCGCGGCCGUCGGCCGUGCGGCACCGCGACCGCGGCCGUCUGGACGUCGGCAAGGUGAGCUUCGCGCCGCAGAUCGAGUGGCUGGCGCCGAGCGAGGAGUUCGCCGAGAAGGCCGAGACCGAGCUGGUGAAGGAGACGGCCGGCCCCGGCCUCGAGGAGUCCAGCCGCCAGGCGGCCAGCAUGCGCAAACUGGAGGAGGAGAACGAGUCGCUGCGGCGCGCCAUCGAGAACUACCGCGAGCGCGACCGCUCGGCGCGUGGCAGCGUGGACGCCUCGGGCGGCGAGCGGCGCUCGGAGCGGGCGCCGGCGGCGUCGCGCGAGCUCGAGGACGCCGAGGACGGCGAGGAGGACGAGGUGGAGAAGGCCGUCGAGGCCUCGCCAAACGGUACCUUCCUCAAGUUCGACGAGGAAAUCGGUCGCGGCAGCUUCAAGACCGUCUACAAAGGCCUGGACGCCACCACCGGCGUGUUCGUCGCCUGGUGCGAGCUGCAGAUGAGCGGCAAUCGUCUGAGCAAGAAGGAGCGCGACCGGUUCCGGGAGGAGGCCGACCUGAUGAAGGGCCUGACGCACCCCAACAUCGUCCGCUUCUUCGACUACUGGGAGGUGGACAAGCCGCGGCGACGCUGCAUUGUACUGGUGACCGAGCUGAUGACGUCUGGCACGCUCAGGACAUAUCUGAAGAACUUCGGCCAGAGGAAAGUCUCUCUCAAGAUCAUCAAGUCUUGGUGUCGUCAGAUACUGAGAGGUUUACAGUUCCUGCACUCGCGAAACCCGCCCAUCAUCCACAGGGACCUCAAAUGUGAUAACAUUUUCAUAUCGGGUACCACAGGCCAGGUCAAGGUGGGCGACCUGGGGCUCGCCACGCUCAAGAAUAGGUCGUUUGCGAAGUCUGUUAUAGGCACGCCCGAGUUUAUGGCCCCGGAGGUGUACGAGGAGCACUACGACGAAGCGGUGGACGUUUACGCCUUCGGCAUGUGCAUGCUGGAGAUGCUGACGUCCGAGUACCCGUACUCGGAGUGUACGGGGCCGGCGCAGAUCUACAAGAAGGUCAUCACGGGCAUCAAGCCGUCCAGCUUCGAGAAGAUCGACGACCCGCAGCUGAAGGAGCUGAUCGAGUGGUGCACGCGGCUGCACAAGCUGGAGCGGCCCACCGUCAAGGAGCUGCUCAACCACGAGUUCUUCGCCGAGGACUGCGGCAUGCGGCUGGACGUGGCCAACCGCGAGGAGACGGUCAGCUCGGGCGGCAGCGUGGUGGAGCUGCGCCUGCGCGUGCUCGACGCCAAGAAGCGUCGUGACAAGCACAAGGAGAACGAGGCCAUCCAGUUCAACUACAAUCUCAACAAGGAUAACCCAGAGGAGAUCGCUAAGCACAUGGUGAUGUCGGGCAUCCUGACCGAGGAGGACGCGCGGUCGGUGGUGAAGCUCAUCAGUAACCAGAUCCAGAGCCUGCUGCGCGCUCGUGAGGAGAAACGGCGUGAGCAGAGCUCCCCAGCCGCUCCGGCGCCGGCGCCGGCCGCGGGAGCCCCGCACAGCUCGGCCUCGCUGCCGGCGCUGGGCAACGGGCAGGCGCCGGCCACUGCCCAGCAGCCGCAGCCGCCGGCUCAGCAGCCACAUCAGCAGCAGCAGCAGCCGUCGGACCAGCAACAGCUGCAACAGCCGGUGGGGCAGCCGCAGCAGCAGCAACACUCGCAUUUCCUGCAGCCACCCCAUCAGCAGCAACAGCAACAACAACAACAGCAGCAGCAGCAGCAGCAGCAGCAGCAGCAGCAGCAGCAACAGCAGCAGCAGGAGCAACAGCAGCAGCAGCUCCAUCAUACACAUUCCGUACAGCCACAGCAUUCUCAACAUCCUCAGCAACAGCAGCAGCAGCAGCAACAACAACCGCAACAGCAGCAACAGCAGCCGAAGCAGGAACAUCAGCAACAACAACAGCAACAGCAGCAGCAGCAGCAGCAACAACAACAACAGAAGCAGACUCAACAACCACAACUGCAACACCAGCAGCCUCAGCAGCAGCCGCCGCCGCAGCAGCAGCAGCCGUCGCCGCAGCUGGCGCCGCCGCAGCACCAGCAACAGUUGCCAGUGGCGGCGGCAGGUCCGGCGUCAGCGUUGGGCGCCAGCCAGGAAGAGCUGGCUGUGGCUCCGCCUGCCAGUGAGGGGUCACAGCAGGCGCCGGCCGCUAGUCUGGAGGUGCUGGUGGAGGGCGUGCAGGCGUCAGACAGCGAGGCGGCCGCGACAGAGAGGAAGGAGCGCCGCAAGCCGUCGCGGCGCCGCAAGACCGGCGAACGGCUGCCCCGUCUCACCGUGCUUGAGGUGAAGGGCAGCGACAACGGCCCGGUGGUGUCCUGCCUGCUGGAGACCAACCAGUCGCAGGCGAUCACAUUCAAGUUCGAUCUGCGCGAGGCGGACGUGUCGGCCAUCUCCUACAAAAUGACCGAGGCGCACCUGCUGCCGCGCGACGACGCCCAGUACUUCGAGGAGCAGCUGCACGCUAUCAUCCGCCAGCGGCUGGAGCUGGAGUCCGGCGGCGGCGGCGGCGGCGGCGGUGGUGGUGGUGGUGGUGGUGGUCUGCACCGGCGCCAGCCCUCCUACGACGAUGAGCAGGGUCCGCGCCGACGCCUGUCGCGGUUCGUGGUCAGCUCGGUGGCGCAGACCGUGGCUCCCGUCAGUCCGCUCUCCUCGCCACACUCGCCCAGCGCCGACCAGCCGGCGCCGCCGGCGGACGGCAGCGGCGUCUCCUCGGCGCCGCCCGUGCUGGCCGGCCGGUUCUCCAUCACGGUGACCACGCCUCCGAGCUCGAGCACCGAGCACAGGUGA
Molecule: messenger RNA, 2819 nt
Organism: Pollicipes pollicipes
Lineage: Eukaryota; Metazoa; Arthropoda; Thecostraca; Pollicipedomorpha; Pollicipedidae
Product: serine/threonine-protein kinase WNK1
Exons: 13
Coding region: 183-2819 (878 amino acids)
Biological process (GO): protein phosphorylation
Molecular function (GO): protein serine/threonine kinase activity; ATP binding
Source: RefSeq, a predicted model, not a curated record